AGAUAGGAAAUGUGAAAAGCCAUUUUGUCUAACUCUCACUCGGGACGGAAGUGCUAGUGUUAUUACCAGAUAGUCUGGUAGCUUCACUAAUGGAAAUACGCUGAAAUGCAGGCCAGAGCACGGCAAGCAGUCAAAGCGUUCGACCUCCUCCCAGUCCUAGACUACAAGUCUCCAGCUGGAAAACCUUCCUGUGUCACUGUAGCUGGAAAUGAUGUGUACGUGGGGUAUACGUCCGGACAUGUCCGUCACUUCCUGGUGUCCUCCUCCACCUCCGCUAGUGGUAGGACCAAGUACCAAGUCCGAUACUUGGACGAGAUGAUAGGAAGCUCCAAGAAGUCAAUAUCCAAGAUAGUAGUGGCUCCAACUAUAGCCAGAAUUAUUGGUCUUGCAGAAAAUCAGGUGUUUGUAGGUGAUAUGUUCAGUAUGGUGGGUGCCCAGACUUAUGGCAGAUCAACCCCCAAGUCUGUUACUUUUAUAUCUGUUAACGAAGCUUCCACUUCUUACGAUCUCGAGAUAGCGGUGUGCCAGGCCCGUAAGAAGAGCGUGUUGCUGAUGAUGGUGACCGCAGAGAGGUUCAUCACCAAACAAGAGAUCAGUAACCUACAAGCUGUCCCUCAAAAGGUGCUCUGGCAUGGUUCCGUUCUUCUUCUCGCUUACGAAGGAUACUACUCAGUGUACGACCUGAUGUCCCGUACAGAGUUAGAACUGUUUCCCUACAACACCACCACUACCUCCCCUCUGAUGAAGACACUGGGCGAGGGUGAGAUAUACAUGAACGGAGACGGUCUUGGUAUGAUCAUCAACGAGUCAGGUGAUGUUUGCCGAGCUCCAAUAGCGUGGAUAAACCAACCAAAGUUCGUGUGUUACUCUAAACCUUACAUAGUCGGCAUAUCACAAUCCUCGAUACAAGUUUACAGUCUGAUAGACCAACAGCUGAAACAAAAGUCAGGGUUUAACGACGCUAUGUCAGCUGGGGAUUUCGCUGGGAACAUCUUCAUAAUCACGGAGGAACAGAUCUACAUGUUGUUGCCAGUUCCGGCAGAGGAGCAGGUUGAGAGACUGUUAGACUCCGGGAACUUGGACCAGGCCAUGGCUCUGGCGGAGGAGACACUUGGUAGUCUGACUCGGAGUAAAAGCAGCCGGCUUAAGGCCCUUAGACAGCGAGCAGCUAACCAAUACUGGACACGGGGGGAUCUAGAGGAAGCGUUCAGUCUCUUCACUAAGACUCAUACCCCACCCGCUAAGAUAUACUGUCUGUAUGAUACCUUGUUUACUGCUACCACUGCGGGGGUAUCUGUUGCUGGGUUACCAGAGGUAUCUGUUGCUGGGUUACCAGAGGAUAAGAUGCGAGAUUAUCACGUGUUUCUACUUCAGUAUGUCAGUAAAACUGGAGUAAGAACUGAGGAACUGAAUACGAUAGAGUUCAAACUGGUAGCUCUCACAGACCCGGAUAAAAUACUUGAUCUCUUGAAGGAAAAGAGACCUAUGGAUAUGAAAUGCGUUGUCAGCUUCCUUAAAACGGAGGGAUUUCUCUACAUGCUGGGGGUGUACUAUGCUAGUUGCGGGUUCGUAAGUGAAGCAGUGGACCAGUGGCGGGAGUUGGAGGAGAGUGAGAUGCAGACACGUGACCCACGAUACCCCGGCCUCAGAUGUAUCGUGGACCUCCUUCUAUCUACUAAUAUCCAGGCGGUGAUAAUGAGUAACGUAGAGUGGCUGAUAUCACGUGACCCAGACCGGACCCUCCACCUCCUCGUGUCAACCUCUGCUGAACUGAACAACGACCAUAUCCUCAACCUCCUGGUUGAGAGGCCUCUACAUAUUGUAGCCUUCUUGGAGGAGCUCGUAAUAAACCAAAGAACUGAUAUAAACCGCUACCACACCCAGCUAGCGCAACAGUACCUGACCUUGUUGCUGUCACCACACACCACCAGGCAGAGAGCCCUCCUUCUUCGCAAGAAACUUCAGGCCCAUCUCCUAACGAGUGAUAAGUACGCUGUGUCCCUCAUCCUUAAUAAGAUUCAAGGAACCGUUCUGAAGAAAGAACUAGCUAUACUCUACGGCAAGCUUCAGGAGCACGACAAAGCACUAAAAGUGCUAGUAUACGAUGUCCACGACCUGCAGAGCGCUGAGGAGUAUUGCAGGGAGUGGCCCACGGGCCGGAAGGAGCUACAUCUUCUCCUCCUCAACAUCUACCUGAACUGCGACAAGCCCGACCAACAAGACACUCUCCUGGAGCGAGCAGUGGAGUUCCUCAACGACCGGCUAUCUGUCUUCAACUACUCUGAAGUUUACAAGAUAAUACCCAGAGACUGGCCGAUAUCUCUGAUAGAACCGUUUGUGUACAGAUCCCUAGGGUGCCAGGCUCACCACUACCGGACUAGCAGGAUAGUUAAAGGGUUAAGUGAGUUGGAGUGGGCGAGUGUGAGGGCUGUGAAGGUUGGGUACACUAGGAGAACUGUAAAGAUAACUGAUGGUACUUACUGCGCCUUCUGUUUCCACCCCUUCUCUGAUAGUAACUGUAGCGUUGCUACUAACGGGGAGGUCUAUCACACUCAAUGUAUUUCUCAAAUCACGUGACAGCUGUUAUGUUACUUACCAUUCAGCCCAAGAACAAACUUAGACUUCGAGUAUUUCAUAUUUGCACUAAAUAAUUAUUGUCACAUUCGCCAUUUCUAUAGUUGGUAGAUUAGGUUAUUGUAAUUUUAAUUUUAAUAUUGCAUCUUUUUAGAUUGUAAGGGCUGCUAAUAAUUUCCUGUUAACACUGUUCCAGGCUCAGUUUAGUCAGAGUAUUUUCCUACAAUUAAUGCUGCAAAAUGCACAUGGAUCAUUAAAAAAGUUUUACAAAAGCCGAUAACUUGUACAAUAUACAUGUUUAUAUUGAUACCAAACUACAAUACUACUUUCAAUAUUUCUAACAAUCUAACUAAUAACUAUACAUAAGAUUUAGAUUGCGAUGCCAUAGACACUAGACAGAUAUGGAAUUAGAUUAUCUUAAACGGAUAUGAUUCUAAAAUGAUAUUGUUCAUAGUUUGAUUGUUUUUACGAGAGUGUACCAAGAAAACUGCCACACAGUAUUGAUGACUUCUGCCUUUUAUUUUAUGUAUCGUUUUAUAUGUUGUACAAUAUGGAUGUUAUAUACCGUGCAAAGAGCUGUGAAACUGUGUCAACGUGAAUUUGAAUUAAAAAAAUGUUUCUAUCAGCAAGCUAGGGCAGGAAAUUGAUGUAUGUUUGAUAACCGUGCUGAUACUGUUCUUUGGUGUUAAGAUAUUUGAGAACUCACUACUCAGGUUAAUAACCUGAAACGGCUUUGAUUUUUGUAAUUUUAAUAACUAUUAUUGGUGUGUCUAUUGAUAGUAAUUCAUUUAAUUAUGUCAAAUAUGGUAAAAACUCCGAUUUCACUUGAAAUAUAGUUUAAA
Molecule: messenger RNA, 3416 nt
Organism: Bolinopsis microptera
Lineage: Eukaryota; Metazoa; Ctenophora; Tentaculata; Lobata; Bolinopsidae
Product: transforming growth factor-beta receptor-associated protein 1 homolog
Exons: 18
Coding region: 106-2577 (823 amino acids)
Biological process (GO): intracellular protein transport; autophagy; vesicle-mediated transport
Cellular component (GO): cytoplasm; membrane
Source: RefSeq, a predicted model, not a curated record